UAGGCGUUGCACCUAGCAGGGGCUCCCCUCAGGCUAGAGAGAUGGUGGAAGGGCCAGGCUGUAAACUGAAUGGAGAGAAGAUUCGGGCGCGUGUGCUGCCGGGACAGGCAGUGAUUGGCUUGCGGGGAAGAGCUCUGCAGAGCCCUGUAGGCCCUGAGCAGUCCCCAGCAGCCUCCCUGGCUGGGGUCUCUUCCCAGGCCGCUACAAUGAAUGCUAAGGAUUUUGGCUGGACAUUCUUGAGCCUGUCUAAUGGAUAUGUUUACAGUGGCGUGGAAACCUUGGGGAAGGAGCUGUUUAUGUACUUUGGCCCAAGAGCUUUACGGAUUCAUUUUGGAAUGAAAGGCUCCAUUUUGAUUAACCCACACGAGUGUGAAAAUAGAGGUGGGGCUUCUCCAGCAUUUGAAGUGCAGCUCACCAAUGACUUGAUCUGUUUCUUUGACUCUUCAGUAGAACUCAGAAAUUCAAUGGAAAGCCAACAGAGAAUAAAAAUGAUGGAAGAACUGGAUGUGUGCUCACCGACGUUUAGUUUCUCAAGAGCAGAAAGUGAAGUUAAGAAGCAGAAAGAUCGGAUGCUAUGUGAUGUGUUACUGGAUCAGAGAGUGUUGCCUGGCAUAGGGAACAUCAUCAAGAAUGAAGCUCUCUUUGACAGUGGUCUCCAUCCAGCUGUUAAGGUGUGUCAGCUGUCAGACAAACAGACCCAUCACCUUGUGAAGAUGAUCCGUGAUUUCAGCAUUCUCUUCUACAGGUGCCAAAAAGAAGGAUCUGCCAUUUCUAAGCACUAUAAGGUUUAUAAGCGUCCUAACUGUGGUCAGUGUCACUGCAAAAUUACUGUGUGUCGCUUAGGGGAGAACAGCAGGAUGACAUAUUUCUGUCCUCAGUGUCAGAAAGAAAACCCUCAACAUGCUCAAAUAUGCAAACUGCCAACAAGAAAUGCUGCAAUCAGCUGGACUUCUAGGAGAGAGGAUUGCCUUCCAGACUCAGUGGCUAAGAAAUCUGAAGAGCAGUGGUCCUGUGUGGUUUGUACCCUCAUAAACCAACCCUCUGCUAAGGCCUGUGAUGCUUGCUUGACCGCAAGGCCUGUUGAUUCAGUGCUUAGGAGUGAAAAGAAUUUCACUGCCUCUAACAGCUUAGUGAAGUACCCUUGUAAUGAUUUUGAGAAGACACAUACAGAACUGAAGAUCAACAGGAAAACUGUAUUUGGAAGUAUGACCCUUGUCUUGACUGAUUUCAGCAAUAGAUCCAGUACUUUGGCCAGAAAGGAAAGCCCAAACCAGAUAAUAGGUGGGGAAUUUCAAAACUUUCCUCCUAAAGACCUGUGUUUCAGUGAUCCACAGCACCUCUCCAGAGAAGGAAUAAACUACAUAACUCAACAAUCCAACAAGGCAAACAUAUCACCUACAGUUUGUACCCAGUCUAAAUUAUUUAGUUCAGCACAUAAAAAAUUGAAAACAGCUCAUUCUUCGGCAACAGACCUUAGCAGUUACAACUCUGGACUUUCUAACAGUGAACCCCAAGCCAAGACAACACAUGAUACUCACUCUGUAAAUACUGGCGUUCCUCGGUGUAAGAAGCACAGCCGCCUUUGUGUUCUCCGAGUUGUGAGGAAAAAUGGAGAAAACAAGUGGAGGCAGUUUUAUGCCUGUCCUCUCCCCAGAGAAGCACGGUGUGGAUUUUUUGAAUGGGCCGACUUGUUCUUCCCAUUCUGCAGACAUGGCAAGCGCUCCAUUAUGAGAACCGUGCUGAAGAUUGGACCUAAUAAUGGGAAGAAAUUUUUUGUAUGUCCCUUUGAGAAAGAAAAGCAGUGUAAUUUCUUUCAGUGGGCAGAAAGUGGACCAGGAAUGGAACUUAUUCCAGGAUGCUAAUAUUUUCUCUUUUUAAACAAAUGUCAGGCAAACUCAACAAACUCACAAUGUUCAGUCCUCUUUAUUUAGUAGAAAGCUUGUAGAAUACCUGUGGUCCAUAUAAAUUAAGAGAGUGUAGUAUUUGAGAAGUAUUCUUUGUUUAAAUGUGUCACCUUCUCAUUUUCUUUUGUAAUAACGAACCCUGUUUCACCAGAGGGACAGGACA
Psammomys obesus (fat sand rat) is the source of this 2067-nucleotide messenger RNA. RefSeq names its product nei like DNA glycosylase 3 (gene Neil3). Gene Ontology annotation, molecular function: zinc ion binding; DNA-(apurinic or apyrimidinic site) endonuclease activity; damaged DNA binding. Lineage: Eukaryota; Metazoa; Chordata; Mammalia; Rodentia; Muridae. Bases 42 to 1862 code for a protein of 606 amino acids. Gene Ontology annotation, biological process: base-excision repair. The transcript has 10 exons. Gene Ontology annotation, cellular component: nucleus. The record is from RefSeq and is a predicted model, not a curated record.